UUAUCGCUCUCAGUUUUUUCUGAUCUAUAGUGAUCUCUAGUGGAUCCAAGGUUUCUUUGAUUCUACUGUAUCAUAUGCAAUUGAUUAGGCUUUUUAUCUGCAAUUUUGUUCAAGGUGUCUUACCUGUAUCACGUUUCUUUAUUCAGCAUAUAGAUCUAUAUGUUGAUGGAUCAUCUUAUAUAAGAUAACAUGAUUAAUUUCGUAUGCAAUUCUUUGAGGAUGAUGAGAGCAGGAAGAAGAUUUCAGGCGAUUCGAGGAGUUGCUGAGAGAGAUCAUUGACGGCGGGAAGAAUGAGGAGGAAGGAAAGGAGGGGGACAACGGCGACGACAACAACAAGGAGCUGAGAAUUGGGAUCAAGGACUGGUGGACUAAAAGCAAGUAUGCUUAUCUAAAUCAACCAGCCAUCAAAUCCAUUGAUGAUCAUGCGAAGAAUGGGAGCAACGCGUACCUUCCACAAAAGUCUUGUUUCAUUUUCAACUCCCCUGCUCUCUAUGGAAAUUGCACUGCAUACUUUGGUGUUUUCUGAGUAUCAAUGUGGUGCCUUUAUUUAUGUAAUUGGUGAAUUUACUUAAAUUUGUGUGGAAAAAGUGAUAUCUCAUAUAUAUAAAAUAAAAUUUCGAUUGGGCGGCUACGAUUUCUCAAAAUACUUUGAAGCAUUCCGAAACUUCUAUUUUAUUUUAUUAUUAUAACAAAGAAAAGCUAACUGCUAUGCGCUAAUAAACUAAAAGGAAUCUAUUUGGAAUCGAAACUGAUAAAUUAUUAAAUUUCAUAAACCACUGAUAUUUUAAAAAUGACAGGGAAAUUAGAUAGCUGCAGACCAAGCCCCUGAUUAAAAAAACAAAAAAGAAGAAAAGAUAAUAACUUUUGGAUUUCAGUUUCGCUUCUCCAUAGUAUCCGACCUAAGAACCAAACUAUUUAUAUCCCUGCAAAAACUGUAUGGCUGUGUAUUGCAGCACCCCCUGUGGAUAAUGCAUCCAAAAUUACAAAAGCAAUGAAUACCUAUAUAUAAACACUCACUCACUCUACAGAGCUAUGAAAGCUCUUCUCUAGUGUGUGUAUGUUUAUAGUAUGUAGUGGCAAUGGCCACAGCUUCUCUCCCGUGCUUCUACAACAACUCCACCAACACUUCCCAAACCAACAUCUCAUCCACACCGAAAACAUUAUCCAAACAAACCAACAAUUCCUUCGUCGCGCGAACCCUUCUCUCCUACAUCCAAUCCGGUCGCAUGGACGAAGCCGUGUCGCUUUUCCGCGGCACAAAGAAGAAGAAACAUGAUGCCUUUUUGUGGAACCUCAUGAUCAGAGGCUACGCCGAUGCCGAGCUCUACGAAGAAGCUCUCGAAUUUUACUACGCGAUGCACGUCGAGAACGUCCGACCGGAUAACUUCACCUUCCCCUUCGUCUUCAAAUCCUGCACCGUCUUGUCGGGGCGCUUUGACGGUUUAAAAGCCCAUGGGAGGGUACUCAAGAUCGGAUUGGAUUCAGAUCUUUUUAUUUGCAAUUCCCUCAUUGCCAUGUACUCGAGGUUUGGGCUUAUUAGUGAUGCAAAGAGGGUGUUCGAGGAAAUGCCGGUGAGAGACCGUGUAUCGUGGAACUCGAUGAUCGAUGGCUAUGUUUUGAAUGGAGAGGCGGCGGCGGCGUUAUCGUGCUUUAGGGAGUUGAAUGAAGCUCUAGGGAUUAAGCAUGAUAGGAUUGGGAUCAUGGGUGCUCUCGCGGCGUGUUCUAUGGAGUUGUUAUCUAAGCAAGGGAGGGAAAUCCAUGGGCAUGCGGUGAGGCACGAGCUCGAAGAUGAUAUCAAAGUCCAAACUUCUCUUCUUGAUAUGUACUGCAAAUGUGGUAACAUGAUUUAUUCCCGGAGAUUGUUCGACGGUAUGCCUCUGAGAAAUGUUGUCGCAUGGAAUUCUCUCGUCGGCGGGUACUCUCUGAACGAUCAACCCGACGAAGCAUUUGAUUGCAUGAGAGAGAUGUGGGAGGAGAAAACUGAUCCAGACACAGUCACGAUGGUGAAUUUGCUAAAUGCUUGUGCUCAAAUGGAGAGCUUGUCUCGUGGAGAAACCAUUCAUGGGUUUUCAAUAAGAAGAGGGUUCCUUCCUCACCUGGUUCUCGGGACUGCGUUAACAGAGAUGUAUGGAAAAUGCGGGAAAGUUAAAUCGGCGGAAAUACUAUUUAAUGAGAUGCCGGAAAAGAGUUUGGUAUCAUGGAACACCAUGAUUGCGGCUUAUGUACAGAAUGAGAGGUUUGGAGAAUCCUUGCAACUAUUCAUCGACUUACAGAACGAGCCUCUAAAACCAGACGUCUUUACGAUGUCAACCAUAAUACCUGCUUAUGGAGAGAUAGAAUCACUUCGGCAUGGGAAGCAAAUACAUAGUUAUGUUGUUCGUUCAGGUUAUGGGGACAAUACUCUGCUGCUGAAUUCAAUCAUACAUAUGUACGCACAAUGCGGUGAUCUUAGGAGUGCGAGGCAGGUGUUCGACAGAAUCGUGUGCAAUGAUACAAUAUCGUGGAAUACGGUUAUUAUGGGAUAUGGAAUUCACGGGCAUGGAAGGACCGCACUUGACUUGUUCGCUGCUAUGAAAUUGAGUGGGUUGCAGCCAAACGACAGUAGCUUCGUGUCGGUACUAACUGCUUGCAGUGUAUCUGGAUUGGUAGAGGAAGGGUGGAUGUACUUCAAUUCCAUGGAACAAGAAUACAGUAUAACACCCCAAAUCGAGCACUAUGGAUGCAUGGUCGAUCUCCUAGGCCGCACCAAAGAUCUUAAAGAGACGUUAGGGUUUAUAGAGAGCAUGCCGUUGGCCCCAACAGCACGAAUAUGGGGGUCUCUGUUAACAGCAAGUAGGAACAAUGAUAACAUAGAAAUGGCGGAAUACGCUGCUGAGCGCAUAUUUCAAUUGGAGCAUGAUAACACGGGCUGCUACGUCCUGCUAUCCAGUAUGUAUGCAGACGCCGGGAGGUGGGAGGAUGUAGAGAGGGUAAGAUCUUCGAUGAAGGAGAAAGGGUUGAAAAAGACGACCGCUAAAAGCCUAGUUGAGCUUCAGAAUAAGACACAUACUUUCGUCAACGAGGAUAGAUCGCACGUCCAGAGUAAUAAGAUACACGAAGUGUCCGAUAUUUUAUCAAGAUUGAUAGGGGAAACUGCAGGGAAUGGCAAGGAGGUGUUUGAUCCAAUGCGAGCUGGAGGAAAGAAGGCAACAUUGGCUAAUAAGCACAGUUUAAGGCUUGCAGUUGUGUUUGGUUUGAUAUCCACUGAAAUUGGAACUCCCAUACUAGUCAAGAAGAAUGUGAGGAUAUGCAAUCAUUGCCACCACGCGCUUAAGUUGAUAUCCGAAUCCUCAGGAAGGGAGAUUAUUGUUGGGGAUACAAGAGUUUAUCAUCACUUCUCCGAGGGUUCGUGUUGUUGUGGCGAUUACUGGUGAUUGUAACAGCGACAGCGAUAAAAAGUAUGAAGAUGAUGCUAGAAGCAUAUCAGUAAUGAGUCUGAAUAUACAAGAGAUGCUACUGAUGAAAAGAUAUAUGAUAUUCAGGCAAACUGCAGAAAGAAGAAACAGAGUGGCUUCUGCAAUAGAGAAAGCAAGUUGUGAGCACCUCUGUACAUCCUGAUAUUGUUAAACAUAGAGCAAGUAUGAUAAACAAUACUUGCAUCAUGCAGCACUCUAUUGCUUUUGCGGCCACAACCAAGGAAUUGAUUUUGUUUGGGAUUGUCAUGGUAGAAGUGAAAAAGGGAAAAAAGUAUCCCAGGAAUGCAAGGUCGAAUUCUAAAAUGGGAAGCUGUUUAAGUUGUACAUGGUCUGCUAGAGUGAGUUUAUAUUCAAACUUGGUUUAAAUCAGAACUUUCUCUGAUAUCUACUUCUACAAUAAAUGAAAGUAUGCUGAAGUUGCAAA
This is a messenger RNA of Ananas comosus (pineapple), 3879 nucleotides long. RefSeq names its product pentatricopeptide repeat-containing protein At4g35130, chloroplastic. NCBI's taxonomy places the organism in Eukaryota, Viridiplantae, Streptophyta, Magnoliopsida, Poales, Bromeliaceae. The transcript has 2 exons. The record is from RefSeq and is a predicted model, not a curated record. The coding region runs from base 1080 to 3413 and encodes 777 amino acids. Gene Ontology annotation, biological process: RNA modification. Gene Ontology annotation, molecular function: RNA binding; zinc ion binding; protein binding.